Dalotia coriaria is the source of this 1835-nucleotide messenger RNA. Its product is annotated as O-acyltransferase like protein-like. Lineage: Eukaryota; Metazoa; Arthropoda; Insecta; Coleoptera; Staphylinidae. The transcript is spliced from 10 exons. Bases 79 to 1812 code for a protein of 577 amino acids. The record is from RefSeq and is a predicted model, not a curated record. Gene Ontology annotation, molecular function: acyltransferase activity, transferring groups other than amino-acyl groups.
CUUUCUAGUUGAUUAUUUCAGUGUCUACGUAGCAAUCGUUCGAUAUUAUGUUAUAUUUUCUAUUUCUUGGAGUUUAAAAUGGCGUUGUCUGAAAUAGUUGACCUUGAACUGAAAGCUUGUGCAGAUCAAGUGAGCUAUGUGCUUCUAGAUGAUCAGGAAACAAGAUUGCAAAUGCUUGAUGCCUGGGGAAAAAUCCCCGAUGGAAUGCUCUCCGGUCAAUUUGUCAGCCUAGGCAACUACGACCAAUGCAUAAACAUCUCUGAACUAACCCCAGUGGGCGCCAUUAGAGGUAAGUAUUGUUUGGUUAAAAUUGUGAACCUCCAGCAGACAUUUGCUGGUUAUGGCGCUUGCAUUCCGGAAGUGUGCGAUGUCAAACUACCAUUCGGACAGGAAAUCGUCUGUCAAACCAAGGAUAGCUACACAACACUAGAUACUGAUGAUUAUACCUUCUUGACUGUUUUGGGCGUGUUUGCUUUCAUAAUGUUUUUGAGCACUGUUUACGACUGGUACACACGAAAACACGAACUAAAACAAAAUGCGUACUGUAUUUUGUUUUCUGUGCUUACAAAUGGCGAGAAACUGUUUGAAACCAAGAUUGGCCCUGAUCAGAUUUCAUGUUUGGCUGGAAUACGCGUAAUAAGCAUGAUUUGGAUUAUUGCUUCGCAUAGAUAUUUCGUUAUGAAGCUCUUACCGAUCAGAAAUUCGUUGUAUGCAUUUUCUUGGUUAUUCUCGCAUGAAUCUUUUUACGUCCAAGCUGCGUAUUUAGCAGUCGAUACAUUUUUAUAUCUCGGUGGAUUUGUUUUAGCUUAUCAAUGCUUUAAAAAUCGUAAUAAACUAGCAUUGACAGUUCCAACAAUUCCGUAUUUUUAUAUGCAUCGAUUAUUGAGAUUGUUACCACCAAUGACAGUGAUUUUCUUCGUGCAUUUAACAAUCCUGCGUCGCAUGUCUUCAGGACCUUUGUAUGCGGACAUGGUGGAAAUAUUACGUAGGCCUUGCAUUGAUCACUGGCUGCCAUACUUUCUUUUCUAUCAGAAUUACAAAUACAAUAACUUUCAAUCAGAAUGCCUUGCACACACGUGGUAUUUAAGUGUGGAUUUUCAAUUGUAUUUGUUUACACCACUGAUUCUCAUCCCUGCAACACGACUUUUGCAACAAAAUGAAAGAUUUAAAUGUUAUUGCCUGUUUGGUUUUGCAUUGUUGUUAAGUAUUUUGGUUCCUAUGUGUAUAAUGUUUGGAAUUCCAUAUGAGUAUUAUCAUACACACACAAGAAUUUCUCCGUACAUUAUGGGACUUAUCAUGGGUUUAUUUAUGGUGGAAAAUAAAGAUCGCACGUUUAAAAUUCCAAAAAAACUCUAUUAUGUUAUCUGGAUGCUAACAUUGAUAACGAUGUGUGUUUGUGCAUAUUACAUCCAAAACACAACGGUUUUCACCAAUGAUUAUUUAAACAACAACAUGUUCGUCACUUUUUCACGCCCCGCAUGGAGUUUAUGUGUUUCAUGGGUGAUUUUCUCCUGUGUCAACCAAAACACAAAAACAUUGAAUAAAUUCCUCUCAAACUCUUUGUUUAUCGUCAUGGGACGCUUGAGUUACAGUAUGUAUUUGUUACAAGUUGUUGUUUUGGUUUUCACCAUGGGCUCGACAAGAACACCGAUGCUUUUGUCAUUCUGGCCGAAUUUGCAUGGCAGUGUUUGUGACAUUUUUCUGACAACUUUACUAUCGGUUAUUUCAGUGCUGUCAUUCGAAUCGCCAAUUAUUGCGUUGGCUAAAAUGUUAUUGCACAAAAAAGAACCACAGAUGACUAAAAAUCAUUAAAAUAAAUAUAAAAUGCAACCUAA